AUGUUUCAAAUACAAGGACCGUUUGAACAGUCUCUGCGAGGUGGAGAUGAAUUGUCACCAAAUGGAACCAAGACAUUAGCUGCCUUAGCUAAAAUUCACAAGCAUUGUACGGGAAAAGCGCAUGCGCACGGCUGUGGAGAUCACAAACACCCGCUUGUAAAAUCGGAUUCCAACACAAGCAUUCAAUCACGAAAAUCAUUUCGAAACGACUGUGUCAUAGAAAUACAAGAAACAAAGAAUGGCAACGGUAACUUAGCCAAAAAUGGUAACCACAACUCUUAUACAAAGAGUUUCAGUAACAGUACAAGCUCAUAUGACGGGCAUAGCGAUACCGAUUCCGAAAAUACAUUUAAAACGCGCACUGAAACUAAAGCUGAUCCAUGUGAACGGCUAUUCACACAAAACACAAAGGCAUCAUUAAUGAAAACAGCCCGUAUGCGCUAUGCCGAAGAUCCUGUUCCAGCUUUGCAUGACGAAGUUGAUGGAGAGAAAUGGAAAAAUGCUUUUAAUAGAACCCCUUCGAGGGGAAGCAUCAGGAAAUCGUCAGCUGUUACUAUUGAAGAAGUAAAGUCUGAGGGCUUGCGCAACGACGAUGAUCUUUCCCCUGUUGGUAUUGACGAUAAAAAGAAAAUAGAAAAUAAGUCACCCCUCGUGCGAAAAGGUUCCGGUAGAGUGAUAAAUGGUAAAAAUAUAAAUGGCGCGAAGCCUCCAUGGCGUGGUACAUCCAAAAAUGGUAACCAAAAUGAACCAUUUGUUCGGACGGGAUCACUGCGUGGGAGCAUCAGGAAGAAAAAGCCCGACGGAGUUCCUUGGCGAAGGCUUUACGACCUUGCCAUGUGGAGACGUUAUGGAGUGAGCUUUGCUGCUAAAGGGGCGGACUCCGAACGUGCUCUUUUACGACCAUGGGCCGAGUUUUCAUCACACCCUCAACCUCACUACGAGGUAAGUAGUAAUCUAAAUAAGGGAAUAACCGUCCCCUCAAAUUGGCAACUGUAUUAG
Molecule: messenger RNA, 999 nt
Organism: Pieris macdunnoughi
Lineage: Eukaryota; Metazoa; Arthropoda; Insecta; Lepidoptera; Pieridae
Source: the annotation of a GenBank genome assembly